UUUCAUGUUUGUAAUCUGUAAUGGUUUCUUUUAAGACUGGCUUCCAAACUGUAUACCUGGUAGACGGUGGAACAAUUGGGGUUUUGAAACAUGGGCGUAUACAAAAAGACAUACAAGGCAGAGGUGUAUUGAACAAAUUAGCAGAAUUCGUCUUGAAACAAAACCCAAGCUUGACACAUAUUGUAUUUUCUACUGGCACAAAUAUACCAACUAUCUUUCAGAAUAUAAGAAGUGGAAAAUAUAGAUUAGUUGCGAAAACGGUUUGUUCGUUUUACCAGGCUUAUCCAUAUUCAUUAAAAGAACCUUCAUCUGAUAAAGAUACAUUGAAAAGAACGAAAGUUCUAAGUGAACAUGACUUAAUACAAAUUAUUAAAGAGAAAGACUUUUAUUCCAAAAUGUUUAAAUACAAUCGAAUUAUUAUUGACGAUCUUCCAUACCGACUUAUGGAAUCGAACAUUCCAAUGAUGCUCAAUGAAAAAACAAAAGCAGUGGGGUCGUAUCUGGACGACAAUAAGAAAAGUAUUAUAACCAUUGGAAGUUAUUUUAAGCUUAGCAAUGGUGAAAUAUUUUGCAAAUUGGAUAUUUAUGGAGAUGUUGGUAAGGCGUUGGCUCACCAUAUUUGCAUUCAUAUUCAAGAUUUUAUUAGUAAUAGUAUGGAUAUUUUCACAAUUGAAGUUCGAUGUCAUGAAUCAUCGCCAACCAUAAAUAAGGCAAUGGCAGAAAAUGGACUCUCGUUGGCACCGGCUGGUGAAUUUACCCGAAAAGAACUUGUUUGUGUUGAAAGAUCAUUGAACCCAAAUGCUGCACAAUCAAGAUUGUGAAUAGUUAAUCAACUGUAUAUUUGGUGGUAUUUUUUUAUAGCAAAAUGCUAUUCUUAUACUUUUACAAAAUUAACUUAAUCUUUCGUAGCUCA
Messenger RNA from Mytilus trossulus (common blue mussel), 913 nucleotides. RefSeq lists its product as uncharacterized. The transcript is spliced from 2 exons. The record is from RefSeq and is a predicted model, not a curated record. The coding region runs from base 21 to 821 and encodes 266 amino acids. Lineage: Eukaryota; Metazoa; Mollusca; Bivalvia; Mytilida; Mytilidae.